Molecule: messenger RNA, 1546 nt
Organism: Exophiala mesophila
Lineage: Eukaryota; Fungi; Ascomycota; Eurotiomycetes; Chaetothyriales; Herpotrichiellaceae
Exons: 2
Coding region: 217-1296 (359 amino acids)
Biological process (GO): GPI anchor biosynthetic process
Cellular component (GO): endoplasmic reticulum membrane
Source: RefSeq, a predicted model, not a curated record
CCUAAGCAUACCACCAUUUCUCUCUGUUCACAGCGGACUCACUCGACGCUAUGAACUUGUAUUUGUUGUAGAAAAGAAAAGAUGGUCGGAAACAAAACACUAGUGACUGAGCACUGCAUACGAUCCUAAUCCUCUUGACCCUCCAGCAUCACGGCGACUAAACGUGGCAUCUCGAGCAGCAGCAGUAGCACAACCACCACCACCACCACCACCAUCAUGGCUCUAUCCCCGUCAUCCGGGUCCCUCACUCACCUGGACCUACCUUCCUCACAAUCACCAUCCUCUUCUGGGCCACCCUCAGCGCGUCUUCUGAACCCGUCGACCAAUGCAAUCCCUUUACUCACAUCCCCUCUCGCCAAACGCUACAACCAUGUCCACACAGCCCUAGUCCCGACCUAUUUCUACCUCCGCGCCGGUUCUUUAGUCGCCGAUCCUCUACCAACUCUCAUCCAAGACCUCACGUUCGUGGCUCUGGCGCAGACAGCCGCCGUGGCUAUUUCCCUCCCCUCCGCCGGCAAUUGGCUCAGUGGCACCAAUGCCGGACGCAUCAUUGAGGGGACCGCUAGUUACGGUAAUUAUAGAAGUAGUAAGAGUGGGAAUACUGCUUCAGCAGCGAGUUUGAGAAAAAAAGGCACGAAUACAAGCAGUCAUAAGAGUAGUGAUCAUGGUAAUAAUGGAGGAAGUUGGCGAGGGAGAGCUAUGCCCACUCUAUUCUCACUGAUCCUCACAAUGACAUUACCACCCAUCCCAUUAACCGUGGUAGCUCUCGUCCUCGGAGCACCACUAUAUCCAUCAUCUCUCCUACCCCACACACUUGCUCUUGCAGCACACGUAUCACUACUGGGGUUUCUACCUCUAUUCUACUCGCACGGAGUAUCAGCACUAGCAUGGCGCGACAUCACCGCCGCAUGGCUCCCAUUUGACGAGGCCGGUGUCUGGGGCGGCACCGUCGGCGUCAUGGUUGGAGGCUGGAUCGGAGCCAUCCCUAUCGCCUUGGACUGGGAUCGCGAAUGGCAGAAAUGGCCAUGUACCGUGCUCUGGGGCUGUGUUCUGGGAUGGACGAUUGGAAGGGUGCUUACCAGUGUAUUGGGUCUUGGAGUGGGGAAGAGGAUUAACUUGAGUGAAAAGGAACAACCGUCACCAGGCGGGGCAGGAACUUCGUUGUCAGUUGUUGCUGGUACUCGAAGUGGUACAGAUGCAGAACUCCUCAUGACUACACCUGCGGCAAGUCCAAGUCCAGCGCCUGGCACACUGGCAAAAUCGUCCAAGUCAAGGACAAAGACAAAGACCACUUGACAGGAACACAUCUAUCUAUCGAUCGAUCGAUCGACUAGAAGCUACUUGAAAGCUGUAAUGGAAAGACAAAAGGGGUAGGUGUUAUUUGCUGGGCCAAAGACAUUUCCCACCACGCCACCCCAUGUGAGCUCCUCUCGAUCUAGACGUCUCUCUAAUCUCCAUAUACAUGGGGAUGAAAAUACAUGUAUAUAUUAGUUGUACAGCCGGGAAGGAUUGCAUCUAUUCAUUUUUGAACCGCAUUAGAUGUCUU